CAACAACCACAACCACCACCACCACCACCGCGAUCUCACCAGCCGCAGCCGCAGCCGCACCAUUGCUGUCCGCCAGCCUCAGAUUCACCCUCCAUUCCGACCAUCAUCAAUAUUGUGUGUGUGCGCGCGCUCCUGCACGCACCUGCCUCAACUCGACAACGGCCCGCAUUGCUCAGCCGUCACCGUCACACCUGACCUGACCUGACCCGACCUGACCUCGAGCACCUGCCACAGGCCACAGCCUACCCUCCCAGCGCCUAUACCUCUUCACUACCGCGACUCGCGCGGUGCACUGCGAACAGCAGCCAAAACGGACCUCCUCUGCGCAACCUCGAAAUCUCCUCACCAGCUGCUGAAUAGCAGCCCGCCCUACUCGCGAUAGCAAGUCACACCUGCGCGUGACCACCACAGCCGCUCCCUACAAUGUCGCAGAAUCGCCCAUCGGCGUUCUCAGGAUUAAGGAUGGGUGAAGUCAUUCGCGAAAAAGUGCAGGAUGGCCUGACCGGCGAGACCAAGGAAAUGCAGUAUACGCAAUGCAAGAUCGUGGGCAAUGGCAGCUUUGGAGUAGUCUUCCAGACCAAACUCUCCCCUUCUGGCGAGGAUGCAGCCAUCAAGCGGGUCCUGCAGGACAAGCGCUUCAAGAACAGAGAACUCCAGAUCAUGCGAAUCGUCCGUCAUCCAAAUAUCGUCGAACUGAAGGCGUUCUAUUACUCCAACGGAGAGAGGAAAGAUGAAGUCUAUCUCAACCUCGUCCUCGAAUUCGUGCCGGAGACCGUGUAUCGGGCCUCGCGACACUUCAACAAGCUGAAGACCACCAUGCCGAUUUUGGAGGUCAAGCUCUACAUCUAUCAACUCUUCCGCUCACUGGCCUACAUCCACUCGCAGGGCAUCUGCCACAGAGAUAUCAAGCCUCAAAACUUACUUCUGGACCCUCACUCUGGUAUUUUGAAGCUGUGUGACUUUGGCUCUGCAAAGAUUUUGGUGGAGAACGAGCCAAAUGUCUCCUACAUCUGCUCCAGAUACUACCGUGCGCCAGAACUCAUCUUCGGUGCUACUAACUAUACCACCAAGAUCGAUGUCUGGUCCACUGGUUGCGUCAUGGCGGAGCUGAUGCUGGGUCAGCCGCUUUUUCCAGGCGAGUCCGGUAUUGACCAGCUGGUGGAGAUAAUCAAGGUGCUUGGCACGCCGACUCGCGACCAAAUUCGCACUAUGAACCCGAAUUACAUGGAGCACAAGUUCCCGCAGAUCAAGCCGCAUCCAUUCAGCAAGGUGUUCCGUAAGGCCGACCCGAACGCAAUCGAUCUGAUCUCGCGACUACUUGAAUACACGCCGACGCAGCGCCUUUCGGCGGUUGACGCCAUGGUGCAUCCAUUCUUCGACGAGCUCAGAGAUCCGAGUACGAGACUGCCGGAUUCGCGCCAUGCAGGAGGCGCGAGCAAAGACCUGCCCAAUCUGUUCGAUUUCUCUCAUCAUGAACUUUCGAUUGCGCCGCACCUCAACCACCAGCUUGUGCCGGCUCACAUGAAGUCCGUAUUAGCGGAGAAGGGCCUCGACAUCGACAACUUGACACCGCUCACCAAGGAUCAAAUGAUGGCACGCCUGGAUUGAGAGAUUCACGGGGCACUCACACUCAAGAAAUCUCUCUCACACACUCGCUCUAAAAGCAUCAGCUUUCUAUCAUGAAGUCACGCAGCGAUGCAUUGUCACGGUCACAGACGGCGUUCGAACGGGCCUGGAGUCUUCGGCGAAGCUGAGCUGGAGACUUGGAAAUAGCAUACACCUCAAUCUCGACAAUGGAUGCGCGUGCUUUUGGCUCAACACGCAUACGGACUGACGACGAAAUCCUACUAGCAAGAAAUGCCCUGGUUGCUACUCUCAUCACAAGGUAGAUGUUCUCUUCUGCGCGAUAUGGAUGUGCAAGUAGAGGAAGUAGCUGGAGCCUUUCUUCUUCUUGGCUGGAAUGAAAUGGAUCUACUAUCAAAUGGGGCGCGCGGGAAAUGAGACGCAAGUUCGACAACUCAAAAAUUUGGCUCUAGGCGUCUGGCUAAUGAUGAAAACUGCUUGUGAUGCCCUCGACCGAAAUGUACUCAUGGAGCCGGUAGCAUAGGAGGAGCUCGUAUGGGGCUUCUGCGAAGCCUACACAUACUCGGGUGUUUGAUAUCAUGCGGCGAUUCUGGGCACAUGCCGUAGUGAUCUCCUCAGAUGGCUGGUUUUGGCCACGAAUAGAUUUCUCUUCAAAAAGCGAUGUCUUCCCCG
This is a messenger RNA of Pseudocercospora fijiensis CIRAD86, 2256 nucleotides long. RefSeq names its product serine/threonine protein kinase (gene GSK3). NCBI's taxonomy places the organism in Eukaryota, Fungi, Ascomycota, Dothideomycetes, Mycosphaerellales, Mycosphaerellaceae. The record is from RefSeq and is a predicted model, not a curated record. Bases 424 to 1608 code for a protein of 394 amino acids. Gene Ontology annotation, molecular function: protein serine/threonine kinase activity; protein serine/threonine/tyrosine kinase activity; ATP binding. Gene Ontology annotation, biological process: signal transduction; protein phosphorylation. Gene Ontology annotation, cellular component: cytoplasm. The transcript has 7 exons.